Molecule: messenger RNA, 1802 nt
Organism: Manis pentadactyla (Chinese pangolin)
Lineage: Eukaryota; Metazoa; Chordata; Mammalia; Pholidota; Manidae
Gene: CDK10
Product: cyclin dependent kinase 10
Exons: 13
Coding region: 71-1435 (454 amino acids)
Biological process (GO): protein phosphorylation; regulation of mitotic cell cycle
Cellular component (GO): nucleus
Molecular function (GO): cyclin-dependent protein serine/threonine kinase activity; ATP binding
Source: RefSeq, a predicted model, not a curated record
CGGGCCUCCCGGGGACGCGCCGGAAGUGCGCCCCGCGCCUGCGCGCGAGGGAGGCGGGUCCGCGACCGGCAUGGCGGAGCCCGAGCGGGACCCGGAGCAGAUCCGUCUGAAGUGCGUCCGCAAGGAAGGCUUCUUCGCGGUGCCUCCGGAGCACAGGCUGGGACGGUGCCGGAGUGUGAAGGAGUUUGAGAAGCUGAACCGCAUCGGGGAAGGCACCUACGGCAUUGUCUAUCGUGCCCGUGACACCUUGACCGAUGAAAUUGUGGCCCUGAAGAAAGUGCGGAUGGACAAGGAGAAGGAUGGGGUCCCCAUCAGCAGCCUUCGAGAGAUCACACUGCUCCUUCGCCUUCGCCAUCCAAAUAUUGUGGAGCUAAAGGAGGUGGUCGUGGGGACCCACCUGGAGAGCAUCUUCCUGGUGAUGGGUUACUGUGAGCAAGACCUGGCCAGCCUCCUAGAGAACAUGCCAACGCCCUUCUCUGAAGCCCAGGUCAAGUGCAUUGUGUUGCAGGUGCUAAGGGGCCUCCAGUACCUGCACCAGAACUUCAUCAUCCACAGGGACCUGAAGGUCUCCAACUUGCUCAUGACAGAUAAGGGCUGUGUGAAGACAGCGGAUUUCGGCCUGGCUCGGGCCUAUGGCGUCCCGGUGAAGCCGAUGACCCCUAAGGUGGUCACUCUUUGGUACCGAGCCCCCGAGCUGCUGCUGGGAACCACCAAGCAGACCACCAGCAUCGACAUGUGGGCCAUGGGCUGCAUCCUGGCCGAGCUGCUGGCACACAAGCCCCUUCUGCCUGGUACCUCCGAGAUCCAUCAGGUGGACCUGAUAGUGCAGCUGCUGGGGACACCCAGCGAGAGCAUUUGGCCGGGCUUCUCCCAGCUGCCUCUGGUCGGCCAGUACAGCCUGAGGAGGCAGCCCUACAACAACCUCAAGCACAAGUUCCCGUGGCUCUCGGAGGCCGGCCUGCGCUUGCUCAAUCUCCUCUUCAUGUAUGACCCAAAGAAAAGGUGCCUGUCCCCUGGGCCUCUGGAAGAGGGCUCUUCAGAAACAGGGCGACAGCCAGGGACUGCUUGGAGAGCUCCUACUUCAAAGAAAAGCCUCUGCCCUGCGAACCAGAGCUCAUGCCCACCUUCCCCCAUCACCGCAACAAGAGGGCCACCCCAUCCACGGCCACAGGCAUCGAGGGCCAGAGCAAGCGCUGCAGACCCUGAGAGGCCAGCAGGUCAGCUGCGGGCGGGGAGGCCCUUGGUGGAGACUGGCCAGCUGCUCCAGCUGACUGCACCGCCUCCCGCCGCCCCAGGAGCAGGGUGUGGACAGGGUGGUGGGGCAGGGGUGGUGCACCUGGAGAGCCAGGACACAGAGGCUGUUCCUGCCCUGGCCGUGGCGGCACCGUCUGGCGACUACCUGGUUCCUGCUCCUUGCCGUGCCCUUGGCUGCUAGAUGCACAAGACCUUCAUUUCCCAGAAGCAAACAUCUGCUGGGACCAUCUCAGUGGGUGUCGCUGGCUCGGGAUGAGGAGACCUGCAUGGCUCCUUGUGGCUCCUCCUGGUCACCAGGCUCUGCCUGGGGCAGCGAGGGGCUGAGGUGACCUUGGGAGGCCUGGCAGAACCCUAAGUGGGAAGGAGGGAUCAGGUGUGGAGCACAGCCCGUCUGGUGGGCUGGGGUCUGGGCCAUGACCGGUAGAGGCCCCAAGAGCAAGGGUCCUGGGAUUGGGGCUGAGUCCCACCCCCACCCCACAGAGGCCCAGGGGGAAGGCGUAUGGCUGGUGCUAUCAGGAGCACAGAGAUAAAAGCUUUCCUAACAGACA